Acomys russatus (golden spiny mouse) is the source of this 1110-nucleotide messenger RNA. RefSeq names its product endoplasmic reticulum protein 29 (gene Erp29). The transcript is spliced from 3 exons. Lineage: Eukaryota; Metazoa; Chordata; Mammalia; Rodentia; Muridae. The record is from RefSeq and is a predicted model, not a curated record. Bases 30 to 812 code for a protein of 260 amino acids. Gene Ontology annotation, biological process: protein secretion. Gene Ontology annotation, cellular component: endoplasmic reticulum lumen; endoplasmic reticulum.
CUCAUCUCCAGCUCCGGGAAUCCCGCGUGAUGGCUACCGUGGUGCCUGCCGCCGUUUCGCUCUCUCCACUGCUGUCCAUUCUCCUGGGCCUGCUGCUCCUUUUUGCUCCGCAUGGCGGCAGCGGCCUGCACACGAAGGGUGCCCUUCCCUUGGACACAGUCACUUUCUACAAGGUUAUUCCUAAAAGCAAGUUCGUCUUGGUGAAGUUCGACACCCAGUACCCCUACGGUGAGAAGCAGGACGAGUUCAAGCGUCUGGCUGAAAACUCAGCCUCCAGCGAUGAUCUCUUGGUGGCAGAGGUGGGGAUCUCAGACUAUGGUGACAAGCUGAACAUGGAGUUGAGUGAAAAGUACAAGCUUGACAAAGACAAGUACCCAGUCUUCUACCUCUUCCGGGAUGGGGACUUUGAGAAUCCUGUUCCAUAUAGUGGGGCAGUUAAGGUUGGAGCCAUCCAGCGCUGGCUAAAGGGGCAGGGAGUCUACUUAGGCAUGCCAGGUUGCCUGCCUGCAUAUGAUGCCCUGGCAGGCGAGUUUAUCAAGGCCUCCAGUAUAGAGGCCCGCCAGGCCAUCUUGAAACAGGGACAAGAGGGCCUCUCUGGUGUGAAGGAGACGGAGAAGAAGUGGGCCAGCCAGUACCUGAAGAUCAUGGGGAAGAUCUUGGACCAAGGUGAAGACUUCCCGGCCUCAGAGAUGACGCGGAUCAGCAAGCUGAUAGAAAACAAGAUGAGUGACAGCAAGAAGGAAGAGCUGCAGAAGAGCUUAAACAUCUUGACUGCCUUCAGGAAGAAGGGGGCUGAGAAGGAGGAGCUGUGACAGGGCACAAGGGAUUUUCAGGGUUUGCUGGGGGCGGGAAGGGGAGAACUGACAUGCUGACCAUGGGACCCCCGUGGGGUGUAAGGGGCAGUGAGCAAAGCAGUACUGAGCCAGAGACCUGAGCCCAUAGUACACCUGGACAUUCAUGCUGCUGAGCCCAUACUUAGGACACCUCUAGAGCCAGUCUGCUCAGUCAAGAUGGCUGGUGAGAUCCCCCUGCAAAGGAAUUGGUGCUACAGAGGGAGGUCCUGCUCAGGUCCUUGAUGAGUAUAAUUCUAAUAAAAGUCUGUUUUGGUUA